Molecule: messenger RNA, 492 nt
Organism: Trypanosoma theileri
Lineage: Eukaryota; Euglenozoa; Kinetoplastea; Trypanosomatida; Trypanosomatidae
Exons: 1
Cellular component (GO): histone acetyltransferase complex
Source: RefSeq, a predicted model, not a curated record
ACGACGACGACGGCUGCCUUUGGUCUCCCCGGCGGCGAUGACGCGGUGGCGUUGCCUCUGCAGCUGCAGCAACUCCAGCAGCGGCGCGAGGCACUGGAGGCACAUCUCGAGGCCCUCGACCUGCGCGUGUAUGAGUUGGAGAGUGUGUACCUGCGGCAGUAUGUGGAGUUGGGCGGCUGUCUCUUUGACGGCUUUGGCCUCGAGCGGCGGCAGCAGCAGCAGUGGAACACCUCAAAUAAUACCUCCUCGACAAGUCUUACCACCACCGCCACUAUUAAUAGUAGUGUUAAUAUUAAUAAUACUAGUCCUGCUGUUUUUAAUACGAGUAGUAACAGUGCGGGUCUGCAGGCGUACCGGGCGCGGCUGCGGGGAUUUACGCCGAAUGAUCGUGUUUUCACGGCGUCGUCUGUUGGGGCGCUUGGGGCAGUGGAGCGACUCAAGACAGUUGCCGCUGCGGGUGGAAGGCGUAAGCGACUGCGUGGGGAUGCCUGA